Molecule: messenger RNA, 1977 nt
Organism: Meyerozyma guilliermondii ATCC 6260
Lineage: Eukaryota; Fungi; Ascomycota; Pichiomycetes; Serinales; Debaryomycetaceae
Exons: 1
Coding region: 1-1977 (658 amino acids)
Biological process (GO): nucleotide-excision repair; mismatch repair
Cellular component (GO): XPC complex; nucleus; cytoplasm
Molecular function (GO): single-stranded DNA binding; damaged DNA binding
Source: RefSeq, a predicted model, not a curated record
AUGAACCCGUUUUUUGUGGACGAAGAACUGGAGGACGAGAGUCCAAAAAGACGUAAAGUAGAGCCAUCUCUCGAAGAAGAGUCCGAUUCUGAACUGUCAGACUCUUCUGAAGGUGAUUUGGAAGACAUUCCUUUGCAAUCGAACCAACCUGAUAACUUCACCAUUCAAAUACUUCCUUUAAAACGCUCCAAUGAGAAAAAGCUCCGAGCAUUGGAAGACAGACGGAAGAAGCUAUCAAUUCACUACUUGGGCAUGGUAUCAUACUUGCUCCAUAUACAUUUUCGUAACCGAUGGAUGAACCAGAAAGCAGUGGUGAAGACAUUGCGAAAGAAUCUCCCAGAGACUAUCACCAAGAAAAUAUCAAAGCUCAAGAAGAAAAUAAGGACAGACAAGGAGUCAACUCCGAAGAAUACAGAAGACAUCUACUCGCAACUACGGUUCAUCAUAAACUAUUUGGUGAAAUGGUUCCGUCAUAAUUACGAGAUUAUUUCGACUGGAAUCAGGGUUUUAGGAUACAUACCUAAUGGGGUCGGUUCCUCCAGCUACAGCGACUAUUACUCGUACAAAUGUCCACCAUUGAGUGCUGAAGCAUUUGCUAAAGUCUGUAAGACUUUUAAGCACAAUAGAGAUACUGGCGCUCAGAUAUUCACUGCUCUUCUACGAAGCGUAGGGUUUGAGUCGAGGCUAGCAUUCUCUCUUCCAUUGCUAGCGGUUUCCAAAACCACCAAAGUUUCUUCAAAACUAGACUAUGACAAGCUAGAACGAGUCAAGGACAGCGACUUGCUUUUUCCUUAUUUCUGGACAGAACUAGUGGAUCCAAUAGACCCUUCGAAACUAUUUAUAAUUGAAACUAUGUGCUUUCAUGAUAAGGAAAAGAGAGUACAGCAUCUAGGGAGGUCGGUAGAUAGCCUACUGAGCAGCUAUACGGCAGAUUUUUAUCCAAAGUCCAGCGAAUUCAACGCAAUGCAAAUGAGCCAUGUUGUAUCAAUUGGAGAAGAUGGAGGUAUGAUAGACGUUAGUGCCCGAUAUAUGGCCGAUAUAAGCUACCGGUACUUCAACCGCUUGGAUCUCCGGACCAUUCUGGGACGAAGUGAGCUUCUUUUUCAAUCUUUAAUGCGAUAUUUCAACAGAAACCAUCGAUAUACCGCUGCUGAAAACGAGGAACUUACAACCUUGAGACAAUUGGCUCUUCGUAACUAUUCCAUACCCACCAGUUACGCUGCGAUGAAACGGAGCCCCAACUUCAUUACUAGAAAGACUUUAAGGUUCAAUGAAGAGAUAUCUCCCACCGCGAAACCAGUGGGUACCAUCAAAUUGCAGUCCAAAAAGGCUAUUGAGGAAAAGCAAAAAGUAUACUCGAGGUCUUCGGUGAUGGUGGGCAGGUCUGAGCAUCAUUGGAAACAAUUGGGGAGAUCUAUCAAGCCUGAACAAGCAACUAAACCUAUGAAAAUUACAACUUCUUUAAGAUCGUGGAGGUCCCGCAAAAAUAACCAAGCAGAAGUUCCCACAAAUUUGUAUACCCUAUCCCAAACAACGAUUUGCGUACCACCACUGGUUAAUGAGAAGAAUGGUGUGCUAUUUCUUCCACGAAAUCAAUAUGGAAAUAUCGAGAUCUAUAGACCAUGGAUGGUUCCGAAAAAAACCAAAUGGCUCACUCUUUCAGACAUUGAAGGUAUAUUAUCAAGAUACAAAAAGUCAUCAUUCACUUGUCCAAUUGCGGAAGCCAUUGAGUACGUUCCUGUUGUUGUUGGGUUCGAGUAUGUUUCUCGCAAUGGUCAAGCCGUUCCAGUGAAAAAAGGUGUAAUCAUUCAUGAGCAUCAGGAAAAUGCAGUGAAGAAAAUAUGGCUUUAUGGCAUGGCAGCUAAGCAACGUGCACUCAGAAUGGAAGCCGAAUUGCAAGCGCUUCAUGGAUGGAAAACCUUGGUAAGAACAUUGCGAGUAAGGUCUAAACUUGACAAAAGAUAUGGUUCGAGCUAA